Messenger RNA from Aureococcus anophagefferens, 987 nucleotides. RefSeq lists its product as hypothetical. Bases 1 to 987 code for a protein of 328 amino acids. NCBI's taxonomy places the organism in Eukaryota, Pelagophyceae, Pelagomonadales, Pelagomonadaceae. The transcript has a single exon. The record is from RefSeq and is a predicted model, not a curated record.
AUGCGCCGUGCGUGGGCGCUCGUCGUCGUCGGCUGCGCCGCGAUGGAGCCCAUGUCCAAUAGCUGCCCCGGCGUCGCGUACUUCCACAACCCGAAGACCGGCGGCACGGGCGUCGAGGAGUACUUCCACGCGCGCGCGCGCUGCCACGUCGGUCGCCGCGGCUGGGCGGGCGUCGCGGCCGGCGCGCGGCGGCCCAAGGGGGGCUGGCCGUGCCGGAGCCCGUGGCACCUGCCGCCGUACCUCUACGGCUUCCUGGCGCGCGCGGAGAACGCGACGUUCACGAGCCUGAGGGACCCGCUGCUGCGCUUCGUGAGCGAGCUCAACCACGGCUGGGGCUCGACGGCCCACUUCUCGGGGGUGGAGGGCGAGGCGUUCGACUUCCGGCACCUCGGGGGCCGCUUCGCCGACGGCACGGAGGGCCGGGCCGCGCAGCUGCGCCUCGUCGAUGACCUCGUGGCGUUCUGCCUCGGGCGCGACGGGUACCGCCCCCUGGGCCAGCGCCGCGUCUUCGCGGCCGACUGCCACCUCCUGCCGCAGUACCUCUACGUCGGCGACGCGCGCGGCGGCGCCGUCGACCGCGUCCUCUGGACCGAUCGGCUCGACGCGGACGCGCUGGCGCUGCUCGGCGAGCUCGUCCCCGACGUCGAGGCCGGCUGCGCCGACCCGCCCUGCGUGCGCGAGCCCGUCGCCGCGCGCCACGUGAAGAAGUUCGCCGCGGAGGACCUGUCGAACGCGACGGUCGCCCGGGUUCGGGACUACUACGCGCUGGACUACGCGCUGCUCAACGCGCUGCGCGUCUCCCGGGGCCUCGCGCCCUACGACGACGGCGCCGCGCACGACUACGGCGCCUGGGCGGGCCAAAACGCGACCGUCGCCGCCGUCUUCGCCGCGUUCCGAAGGACCGCGCUCGCGCUCCCGGCGAACGCGACCGCGGACGACGUCCGCGCGAGCAUGGCGCCGCCCGACCGGCGCGCCAGGCCACGGUAA